GUCUCAGGUGGCUUGUGUAUGCUCCAACCGGCGUGUGUGUGUGCGUGUGAGCGUGAGUGUGUGCACGCUACGGGCCGAGUUUGGUGUUGCACUUGCCCUCUUGAUCCUUCUCAGCCUUGCAGAAAUACACACACCCACUCACGCAUCCGCCUUGGGUUGCAACCACAGCCCCGCAGCCAUCAGACUCGCAGGCUGCACAGGGGCACCAGCACCUCGCUCGGCAAAAGACGCCGGGUUCAACCCAGUAAGUCUCCAUCAUGGCUCCCUCUGGCCUCGACAGCACACAACUCAACUAUGCCCGCCACAUCAAGUACUGGCGCAGAAACCUCAAGACACUGCUGCCCCAUUUCUACACCAGCAAUGACUCCAACCGCAUGCUGCUCGCCCUCUUCACCGUCUCUGCCCUCGAUAUCCUGGGCGAUCUAGACGCAGCCCUGUCCUCUGAGGAGCGUCAAGGGCACAUCGAUUGGGUCUAUGGCUGCCAAUUGCCAGAGGGCGGCUUCCGUCCUUGGCCAGGGUCCAACUACGGCGAGCUCAGAAAUGACGACAACAAAAUCUGGGACCCUGCCCAUAUCCCGGGAACCUUCUUUGCACUCCUGACGUUGAUUGUUCUCGGCGAUGAUCUGGAAAAGGUUAAGAGGAAAGAAAUCUUGACGUGGUUGGUCCAAAUGCAAAGGCCAGAGGGUAGUUUUGGUGAGACGCUCGGCGAGGGUGGCUAUGUGCAUGGUGGCAACGACUCAAGGUUCGGAUACAUGGCCACGGCCAUUCGAUGGAUGCUACGCGGAAACCUUGAAGGGCCAUGCGAAGGCAUCCCAGACAUCGAUGUUGACGCCUUUGUUACAUGCGUCCGCGCAUCGGAAUGCUACGACGGAGGCAUUUCCGAAGCACCCUACCAUGAAGCACAUGCUGGAUUCACCUGUUGCGCCAUUGCUGCACUUGCCUUUCUGAACCGCUUACCGCUACCGUCCUCGCAAAAGCCCGAUGGUGUUAUCCGCGGAGUCUCCAAUGUUCAAAAUACUCUACAUUGGCUUGUGUCCCGACAAACUCUGACCCUAGACGAGGAGGACAGUCUAGACACUAUGGAAGACGAGACCGAUUCCCCAGAGACUUGUCACGACGCGCACUCUUUUGUAAAGUUGGGCUCCUAUCCAUCUACGCAGGCCCAAGAGGACUCCAAAGUAAGACCCAAUGUUCACUACGACCUGCAAUGGGUUGGUGUCAACGGAAGAUGCAACAAGAUUGCCGAUACAUGCUACGCCUACUGGACAUGCACACCUUUGCAACUGCUCGGUCACCUCAACAUCGUGGAUUCGCAACCCAUCAGGAAAUGGUUGCUGGACAAGACACAACAUGCUGUUGGGGGCUUUGGCAAGGUUACCGGAGACCCGCCGGACAUGUACCACUCGUUUCUGGGCUUGAUGGUUCUCGCUAUGUUUGGCGAGCCUGGCCUUCAGAGUGUUGAUCCGGCAUUGUGUCUUACGCACAGGGCGAAGAAACAUCUCGAGUCACUUUCAUGGAGGAGGAAGAUACUUGGUAUCCAUGACUCAGAAGAUGGAAAAGUUGAUGCAUAGAACAAGGAUAGGUCCAGUUGGCUACAUGCUAUUUAUGGACGAUGAGAACGUCUUCUUGCAUGUCCAGUCAGGCUGGUUGGUGUUGUAGAUUCUAUGUUCAUGAUUGAUGUCUUUCUAGCUUCAACCUAUUAUUUUGCGUCGAGCGCAAUACUCACAAUCAAUGAGAAACGAGAGUCAUGACUACCACUGAAGUAGAUAAUUCAAUCACAAUAAUUUCAUCUAGCCUGUCACGAUCGUGAUGGUGG
Bipolaris sorokiniana ND90Pr is the source of this 1816-nucleotide messenger RNA. RefSeq lists its product as uncharacterized. NCBI's taxonomy places the organism in Eukaryota, Fungi, Ascomycota, Dothideomycetes, Pleosporales, Pleosporaceae. The coding region runs from base 258 to 1571 and encodes 437 amino acids. The transcript has a single exon. The record is from RefSeq and is a predicted model, not a curated record. Gene Ontology annotation, molecular function: CAAX-protein geranylgeranyltransferase activity. Gene Ontology annotation, cellular component: CAAX-protein geranylgeranyltransferase complex. Gene Ontology annotation, biological process: protein geranylgeranylation.